Messenger RNA from Nicrophorus vespilloides, 552 nucleotides. RefSeq names its product inducible metalloproteinase inhibitor protein-like. NCBI's taxonomy places the organism in Eukaryota, Metazoa, Arthropoda, Insecta, Coleoptera, Silphidae. The coding region runs from base 34 to 510 and encodes 158 amino acids. The record is from RefSeq and is a predicted model, not a curated record. The transcript has 3 exons.
UCAGAGUUUUCGCUCGUUAUUCAUUCCAUCAAAAUGUUUGCACAAACCAGUUUCAUUCUUUUAGUUGGCCUUGCUUUAUGCAGCGCCAAUGGUGGUAGAUUUCCAAGGGAUUGCUUCAGACCUAAUGAAGCCUACUCCUGCGGCAGCGCCUGUCAAACAACAUGCUUAAACUACAAUGAAACUUGCCCAAUUAUCAAUAUUAUGUGCAACGAUAUGUGUUAUUGCAUCUCAGGUUAUGCUAGAGAUCAAACUGGUUCUUGUAUUCCCUACGAGAAAUGCGAAGAAAGAUUGAGUGGAAUUUGCGGAGAGAACGAAGAACUUCGUGUUGAUACCCAUUUGAACAAUGAAUGCCAUGCUAUAGCUUGGGAUCAGUAUCUUAGACAAGAACACGUUGAAGGAUGUUAUUGCAUCAAAGGAUACAAGAAGGAUUCAACUGGCAAAUGCAUUCCUCAAGAGCAGUGCACUCCCAUACCAGACAGCACCACCACAACUCGUGCCCCUCCUGUAUAAGCAAUUAUAUUCAAAGAUAAUCAAAUACACUAUUAAACUUUA